Molecule: messenger RNA, 17626 nt
Organism: Podarcis lilfordi (Lilford's wall lizard)
Lineage: Eukaryota; Metazoa; Chordata; Lepidosauria; Squamata; Lacertidae
Source: the annotation of a GenBank genome assembly
CACAGUAACGGAGACCUGAAAACAACUCCUUCCGCCCAUGCAGCCCAAGGAACCAGGUAGCGUGGACAGAGGAGCGGCGGGGUGGAAGCUUCUGUCUGCGCGCGGGAGAAGGGAAGAAGCCUAAGCCCUGAGCUGCACAGGGAGUAAGAGUUGCUCUUGGUCCUGGCUCUGGGUAAGAGAGGUCCAAGAAAGUGUAGGCGGAGCACGUGGGGGAUCAUAAAGGGACUGUAGGAGGCGCUCUCCUUCGGGGGGCAGCAGAUCUCCCCUUCUCCUUCCUCUUGAACUUGCCGGAAUUGCUUCUGUCGUUAAUCCUCCGCGACUCCUCCAGCCCCAUCAACCAGGAGAGGGGGGAGCCACCCGCAGUGAGAUUGCAGCCCUAUACCAGGGCUCACUGAUCCCGUGGCGCAGUGAUACUAUCCCCCAACAUUUCCUCUUUUAUUUAAUUUUUGAAACUUUUCAGAAGGUUUUUUUUCUGUUUUCCUUCUCCCACCACUAUUGUCCCAUGUCGCUUCUCAAUGCUUCCUCUCUGCGCUUGCUUUGUCCUUGCCUUUCUCUGAAUCUCUGAAUUCAGCUUCAUUUAUAUAAAAGUUGCAUAGUAGAGGGCUCAGCAAGUUAAACAUGUUUUUAAACGUGUAAGUGAAAGGUAAUUCAUACAGUUAGGCCAGGGGCCUUUGGUUCUUUGCGGGCUUCUGCAGUGGCAAAGGGUGACUUGCCAAUCCCCUUUCUCAGUUUAAUUGCCAAGACUAAUGCUGUGGCUGCAUGUGUUUGUCUGGAGGUAGUUUGGGCCGAUGCAAAAUUUUCCCAUGCAAGUUUAAAUCCUUUGCAUUACAAUAUAUAAAAAUGUCAAUACUCUUUCUUUUGUUUUAGUCUUCUUAGUUCCUUGAGUGAACUCAGAACUCAAGGAAUGUUCAUGAGGAAUUGCAGUUCGUGGAUGACAAUGCUAAGAAUAUAGUCUAUAGUGCAAGCACAUCACAUCGUUGGAAAGUAAAUUAUAUAAUAAAGGUGACAGAAACUGUGAAGAUUUAUUGGUGCAGAUUUAGAGCAAACUACUUCCAAAGAACAAAGGAUGAGGCCCUGAGUAAGCAGUGACAAAACAGCAUAAUUUCAAAUUCUGACUUAAGCACCAUGUUCUUUUUAUGGUUUUCAAUAUAAUUGACAAUCCUCUUGACUUUGAUAGUGGAUGUCUAACAAUGGAAUGAUGGCUUCAGAUGACUACAUUCUCCAUUUUGUAGUCCAAGAAGACAAUAAAUGUGAACAAGUUACAAAAAGUAGAAGUCCAAGUGAUUCUCCUAGUAGGGUAUGCAAGAGCACCCAAAGCAAAUGCAGCACUAAAGUUAGCCACUGUAGUAAGUGUUCCAGUCAGUGUGGAACUUUUCAGCUUGACUAUUCCAACGACUUCAACCAGGAUGUUUCAAGAAGGGCUAGCAGCAGCAGCAGCAGUUAUUCAGAGCAGAACAGCUGCAGAAAUUCUCAGGUCUACUAUUAUGAAGAUUUUCACACAUACUCUUCAGAAACCCCUUGCAGCAAUGGCAGUGGAUACAGCAGUAUUUUAGAACAGCCAGAAACCAAAGAGGAGGAAUUAUCAAUGAAAACAAAGGAAAAUGAUCACCAAGCCAAAGGUAAGAAGGUGGUGGACCACACUGAUCACUGCUAAUGUUAGCUUACUGUUGACAGAUUAUGACAGAACUAAUGAAGACCAUGGCUUUGCUGGAGAACUGACAGUUGUGCUUCUCCAUUUUUAUUGCUGAAGUGCCCCUUGUUCAAAUGCUAUAUUUUUUUGGAAACCACUUGUCUGUAGGAAGAAGCAUUAAAAAGAGGGAGAGUAGGGCGCAGAGGAAAGAAAGGCAGGGCAAAACCAGAUGGAAAGGAGAGUUGAAGUCAGCUAGUGCCUGCUUGUAUGUUGUGUUUUGCUAGACGUUCCCAUAGCUUUGUGGGCAGCCCUCCGGGGUCUGUAUGACAGCUCUCCAUCCCAGCACUAGUAUUUGAGUUGGCAGUCUGUGGGUGAAGUUCUGAGGCAAAGUUAACCUUCAGCAUUACCUUCAAGCUUUGUAGUUUUCAUGUGUGCAAAGGAGACAGAAAAGAAUUGAAAGCAUUAUGAAUGAAAACAAAUGAUGGCAAUGGCAUAGUAAAAUCUAUAAUUCACCACAUUAUUUUAGAACUACCUGUUAUCUUGAAAAAUGUGUGUGUAAAAUUAAGAGAUAUGCCCUAAAUAUAUUUUGCAACACUCCCUCUUCCAGCAUCUGCUCCAAAGAACGUUAAAUCCCAAAUGAAACUAAUUGAAUUACUUGAGGGAAAUUGCUAUGGUUUCUUCUCCCUUGAAAGCAAAGCUCUGAACUGUUGGAAAGCAAUAAAUGAGCAUAGUCCCGGUAACUUUAUUGAUUUCACACCUGCUUCUUUCGAUCAUGCAAUGUUUUCAAGCAAAAGAGAGAAGCAAUAUGUUUUUUAUUUGCUAUGAAGGCAUACUAAUUCAUAUCUAGCCCACCUUCCUUCCUUCCCCAUCACCCUGCAAUGUAAUGAUAAUCAUGCCCUUCUCCUUCUACCUUUGUCUAGGCAAACUUCCCCUGUAUUCAUCCAUUCUAUUUUCCACCCCAACAUGUCACUGCCCUUGCUCAUUGUUUCCCUACCACAAUCACAGUGUGCUUUGCAUGCUAUGUCCAGAGUUCUCCCCAGACCCAGCAUCAACACAUGGCAUCCUCAGGCACCUUUCAGAACAGGGUGCACCACUGAAACCUGGUCUGGGCCUCCUGUUGACUACUGGGGCUCUGGGACCUGCUAUUUGAAUUUGCCACAAUGCCCCCAACAUAGUAUGGCUCUGGGGCACCGUGGGAAAUUAAAAUGGCAACCCUAAUUAGGGAUACAGAAGCCACCAUUUUAAUUUCCCACAGUGCUCUGGAGUGAUGCUAAAUUGUGGUGAUGUAUUGUGAAAUAUUAAAAUUCCCCUACCCAGACCCACCCCCUGGGAAUUCGACAUCAAUGGUGACUGCAACACUCUGAUGAAUGCCAGGUAAUCAUGUCAGGAGAACCUAGAUACAAGCCAUCAAACCUGGAGCCAACACUGACUUUCUGUUCUUGUACAUAUGGGUAUAUAUAGGAAUGUAGAUUGCAUAGACCUAAAUAAAGCUUCAUUUAUGGACAUGCACAUUGCUUUAACUUUUCUGAAUCUGUGCUUUACUCUAAAGGAGCUGAAUUCCAUGCAGCUUACACUAUCUACUGUCGAAUGAGCAUGAUGCCCAUUAAUUAAGAAACGCUGUUUUGAAAAUCUGUAGAACCUGUAACUCUUUGAAAGAAGGAGUUACACAAAAACAGUGUUUGAACAUCAUAGGGAGCUAAGGCAUAGAACAUGGGUAGGCAAACUAAGGUCUAUGAACAGAACGUGUUGAAAUGGUCUGCAGACUAGAAAAAAGAGAAAAAUAACAAUUUCCGGAUAGAAGUAAAAUAGGUUUACAAUUCCAAGUUAAAAAAAGCAAAAACCUAAAACUGAAUUUUGUAUUGGAUCUUCACUAAGACAACUAAAAAUUGAAAAGAAAAGGUUUAAAAAUGAAAUUAAAAUAGAGGGGAUACUUGUAUGGAUGUAUUUCCUCAGAAUUCAGAACCCAAAUCUCUUUUUUUCUGAGUUUAGAGACCUUUACCUCCAAUGAGGUUAACUUACUGAUUAGUUCCUUGGAAUGGAAAGUUUGUUUUGUUUUUCUUUUGCUUUCCAGGACUUCAUAUUCCUUGGUAAGGGCUCUAGACUGUAGUGUUUGGCGGGGCAGAGUGGGAUGGAGCGGCUUCCCAGCGCCAGUUUCACUUCUGGGUACCAAAAGUGGGAGGUGGGAAGGUGGUUCAGUGCAGUGGCGCGGGUGGAGCCAGUCUGAUGUUUCCUCGCCUCUGUCCCUCUCAGUAACCAGCAGCGUGGCUGCCGUUGGGAAGCCAGGUGAGCAGUGCAGCUCCCCCCCACACACCGCCUGCCCCACUGCUACUCACUUUUUUGUUUUAUCUGAUUUAAGAAUGUGGAGAAAUGCUCUGUGUAUGCAUUUGCGUUUUGCGUGCUUUUGAAAACAUUUCUGUGACCUCUCACGUCGGAGUGUAACUGCCAACUUCGAGGCCUUGUUCAGUUACUGUGUUUUGCAAGCCUGUUUAGCAGUAGCUGCUUACUUAGAGACAGCUGCUGUUCUUUUUAAUAUAGCAUUUCAAGAUUGCUAUUAUUCCUGCAGGUAUUUUAGACGAAGUAUGCUUCUGUAGUUUUAAUUGGUUUCCAUUUUUUUUAACUUUCUGUAUCUUUAGAAAACCACUUCAAGUUAAGUUGUGGUUAAGCGGUAUAUAAUUUCUUUAAAUAAAUAAAUAUUUUUUAUAAAUAAAUAAAACAAGAUGCCAUCCAGGAAUAUAUGGAGGCAAACCCUCCAGGACUGCUGCUGCUCCACAGAUGCAUAAUUUGUCUUGGACUAGUAUUCCCAGAUUUUUUCUCCUGUUGAACAUUGAUGUCACCUGUAUGAAAUGGAGUCAGGUAAAAGCUUUCCAGUAUUCUGUGGGGAAUUUACAGGUAUUAUGCAUUUUAAUGCUGACAUAUUGCACAUGCUAACAAAUGCACAAUACCCUUUCUUCAAAUACCUGCUUGUAGAACACACUGCCCAUUGAAGUUAGGCAGCUCCCUUAUUGUACAUGUUUCGUUGGAAGCUAAAAACUUAUUUCUUUUUACAGGCUGUCACAGAAUGAUGACUUACAGGCAAUAUCAGAUGGCUUUUUUUGAGAACUGUUAUAUCUGUUUUUAUUUUUUGUAUUUUAAUGGAUUGUUGUAUUUUAGCUAUGGUCUUUUGUAAUGUUUAGAAGUUUAUAACCAUCCCAGAUAAAUACUUUUCUUUUAAUGUGCAUAAUAUGAAUGGGUCCCCACAAGCCUCAGACUUGUGAUCCUUCCUUUCCCACUUACUGCACAGCUGCACAGUAGAGUUCAGAAUCUUUCAUGUCUACUUUUGUGUCUGGAAACUGUAGUUAACCACAGUUCCUUGUGUUGCUAACAUUAACUAUGGUUAGUUUAAAACAAGCCAACCAUGGUUUCUGCAGCUAGUUUGUUUGAAUUAACCAUAGAUAAUGAUGAUGAUAAUAAUAAUAAUAAUAAUAAUAAUAAUAAUUUAUUAUUUAUACCCCGCCCAUCUGGCUGGGUUUCCCCAGCCACUCUGGGUGGCUUCCAACGAAUAUUAAAAACAAUACAGCAUCAGACAUUAAAAACUUCCCUAAAUAGGGCUGCCUUCAGUUGUCUUUUAAAAGUAAAAUAGUUGUUUAUUGCCUUGACAUCUGCUGGAGGACAUUCCACAGGGCAGGCGCCACUACCAAGAAGGCCCUCUGCCUGGUUCCCUGUAACUUCACUUCUCGCAGCGAGGGAACCACCAGAAGUCCCUCGACGCUGGACCUCAGUGUCCGGGCUGGAUGAUGGGGGUGGAGACGCUCCUUCAUAUAUACAGGACUGAGGUUGUUUAGGGCUCUAAAGGUCAGCACCAACACUUUGAAUUUUGCUCGGAAACGUACUGAGGGCCAAUGAAGAUCUUUCAGGACUGAUGUUAUAUGGUCUCAGCAGCCACUCCGUCACCAGUCUAGCUGCCGCAUUCUGGAUUAAUUGCAGUUUCCGAGUCACCUUCAAAGGUAGCCCCACGUAGCAACAUAACAAGUUUUGGUUAACUAAAAGCUGCUGAACUCCUCACAAUCUAUGGGAGGAGGAGGGUAUGCGAGUCUGAGGCAACACUAUGCCUCAUUCAAAGUAUGCUGAUUCAUCUUUAGUAUGAUGUUUGAACAUGGCCACACACAUUCACACAUGCCUAAUCUUUUAGUUAUUUAAGGAGACAGCAAGUGUGAUCACCCAUAUGGGUUGACACUGAUCGUAUCAGUUAUACAAUCUUUGGGGGAACUGCAGUGAAUUUUAUGAUGCAAUGAAUAUAUAAGCUCAACAUGUUUGAACAAUAAAGUCUUUUGCACAUUCUAUCACUACCUUAGGAUGCAUUUAACUUCUAUUAAGCAACUUAUAUAGAAAUGACAGAAAACCUCUCAAUGUUCUUGGACUCAAGCCCCAUCAGCAGUCAUCAUGGCCAAUAGUCAGGGAUGAUGCAAGUUGUGAUCCAGUAAUAUUUGGAGGAUCACAGGUCCCCCAUCUCUGUUAUAUGGAUUUACAUUCUCUUACUCUCUCUAGUCUUAUACCAUUUUAGCUUGUUUUGUUCUUAAUGUAGGGGGUAAAACACUUCCUAAGAAGAAACAGCAGCAAAAGAGCUUUUUCAAUACUAGCACUAUAAUCACUUCCCAGAAGAACAAUGUAGCUUGCCGCUUAUUGUCAGCCAGGCUUCACAAAGUUAAAGAGUUGAAAAAUGAAGUGUCUGUUCUGAAGAAAAAACUGGAGGCAUCUAACAUGGAAAAUCAGAUCUUGAAGCGGCUUCAAUAUCGACAUUUGAAAGCAAUAAGUAAAUACGAAAAUGCAGAGACAAAUCUGCCUGAUCUUCUAGCAAAACAGUGUGGUGAAGUGAGGACUCUAAGGGUACUUCUUAGGAAAUCUCAAGAGCAGGAGCGCAGUGCGUCCAAGAAACUUAGAGAAGUUGAGGCACAACUACUAAAGACAAAAGAUACCUUACUGGCAUUGCAGAAACUUUCAGAAGACAAGAAUCUCGCAGAAAGAGGAGAACUUAGACGCAGGUUAAACACCCUCACACAAAGAAUGGAAAUUGGUGAUAAGAGAAUUCAGGUACUAAUGUGCAGUAUAUUAAUGUGCAGUGUAACUAGAAUUACAGCAAGAAAUAUCAGAGUGCUGCUAGAUUUCUAAUUAACAGUCCUGGCCAAGCUAUUGUUCAGAUGUGCAGGAGUUCCUGAGUGUGCUGAGGCUUUCCUAUUUACCCUAGGGAUGGGGACAGCUCUGUACACAGAUCACCAUAAUGCACAGAGGACACCUGCUCAGGCAGGAACUCCAUGUGCAUAACUACACACUUGGAGCUUAGGAACCAGAACAGCUUAUUUCAAAGCUAUUAUUCUCGUAUUUACUCGUAUGCAAUGUGCACCUUUUUUGGCCAAACUACGUUGUGAAAAUUAGGGUGUGCAUUAGAUUUGAUGGUGCAUUAGAUUCGCAUAAAUACAGUAGUAUUAAACCUUAUUACUUUCAGAUUUUGUUUCAUUUUAAAUUGCAGUCUAGAGUUGUAGUGUUUGUUUUUGGUUUAGAGCCUUGUGCAUGGGAAUCAAUAGUUUUUUUACAUGGGAUUGGUCACUAGUACCCCAAUUACAGACAAGGAAUUGAGAUUAACAGGAUGAUUCUAUACAUUCUGGUAUAGGAUAGUAGCCUCACAAGGCCUGGGUAUAGUUAUUUAGAAAUAAGGCCCAUUGAAAUUAAUGCUCCAUCUGAGUAAAUGUGUUUAGAUUAAUAGUGAUUUGCCAAAAGCCACUAAGGCAGCCCUGCCCUGCAUCUUUGAGAUGGGAAAAGAAACAGAGCAGGACCCAUCAAGUCAUCCCACACCUUAGAGUACUGUAGUCCAUCAUUAAAAUGGACUACUAAAAGCAACUGCACAGCUCCGUAUCUGCCAAACUGAAGUUUCAGGUAUAUGGGUCAGUCCACACUUUAUGUAUGUUUGAGCCCUCCCUAUUUUCUGCUUUGGAGUAUGGAAGAAGAAACCCACUAAAGGAGUAGGAAUGGCUAAAGAGGCUGGUAGAACUGACUUAGCCUCACCAUGUAUUUUUCACUGACCCACUGUAUUUAUGUGGCUCUAAUGCACCAUCAAAUCUAAUGUGCACCUCAAUUUUCAGAACCUCCAAACCAAAAGGGUACUUGCUGGUGCCAUCAAAUCUAAUGUGUGCCCUAAUUUUUGCAGCAUAAUUUGGCCAAAAAAGGUGUGCAUUACAUUCAAGUAAAUACAGUAUUUUCACUAACUAACUGCUAUGGGAAUGGAUGAUUCUCCUUCUAGAUUUCAAAAGAGAGGUAGGGAGAGAAUACAUGAUACAAUAUUUCUGAUUAUGGAUACAAUUUCCUACCACACUUGUUUACCAUAAGCAUACUUGUUCUCAUUAUUUAAAAAAUCAAAUUAUUUUUAAUAGUAGUGUAAACCCCUGAUAUCAUUAAUAAGAAUGGGGAUUUUCAUCUUUCCAAAGAAGUUUAUUAAAAUUUGCAAUGUCUGUUGUAGUACUUCGGUCCUGUUACAUUUAAUAUUGUAUGAUUUUCAGUAGACAGGAGAUAAAGUACAUGGUCAUGCGUUUGUAAUAUCUUUAGGUCUUAGAAAAGCAGCUGCUGUUGAAUAAUACCUCCUUUAGUCAUCAGUUAGCAGUUGAGAAGAAAAAGACUCUUGAAGCUCAGUUGAUUACCACGAAUUUGCAAAUGGAAAUCAAGUCGCUUAACCAAAAAAUCAAGGUAUUUAAGCCUCAAGUUUAUUUUACUAUAAGAGAAUUAGCAAUUUAUAGAGAGCAUUUGCACAUCUUACAAUGUCUAGUACAGGCGAGGGGAGAUGCUGCUUUAAAAACAUGUAUUCUAGUGCAAAAAUAAAAGUAUUCUUAAGUAUGGCUAUUAAACAAUGUGAGAACAGAUUGAUUAUUUGGUUUCUUGUGUUUCAAGUAUCAGACAUUAUAAGCUGUGAACGAUAAAAUAUAGUGAGAUUUUGUUUGUUUAUAAUUAGAUUCAUGGCCGCUUUGGGGUCACAUGUCCUCAAAAAGUAGCUUAAAAUACUAUAAUCAUUAUAAAAGGCAAUACAAGUAACAAGAAAAUCAGUUCACAAAUUGAAACUAAGAUAGCAGCUAGACAAGAUAAAACACUGGCAGGGAUUUUAAAAUCCUUGUCAAAUUGGUGAGUUUAACCAUCUGCCUGAAACUUUCUUUGGAGCAGGUUUGUCAAAUCUCCCUUAGGAGGGUGUUCCACUUAAUGGAUGCGACUACAUAAAGCUGAAGUGGUCCAUUUGUUUUAAAAAAAAAAAGCUAUAGCACAUUUACAAGUAAAUAGUUAAUACUGUUGCACAAAUGUCAGAUAUGAAGCAAAGGUUGAGCUAAAUACUCACCAGCUUUGAUUUUUGCUUUAGAAGUUACCCUUUUAGUAACUUGCAGUUCAACUUGUAGUGCCAAGAAUUAGUGCUUUCAAUACCACAUUGUCAUUGUCAGGAACAGCUGUGGUGCCAUGGAGUCCCAUAGCAAACGUAAAACAGGAAUAGGGAACCUUUCUGGUCCUCAGGAGUCUCCCCGGGUCACACAUGCUCCCCACUCACCAGCUAGCUCUGCUUUGUACCCUUCCUGUGUUCUUGCCUGGCUGGAAUGUGUCCUGUGAGUGUGAAGAAAGCCUCCUGCACAAAUGUUAAAUUCCUAUUUGUUGUUCUACCCACGUUUGCCUCUGAUCCCACCCACCAUUGGUAUGUGGCCCCCAGAAGGUUGUCCAAAAGAGAAUAUGGCCUUCAGAUGAAAGAGAUUCCCCCCACCCAAUCUAAAAGGACAUGCCGGAUAGAAUUCUCAGGGGCAAUCUCAGCCAAACAAGCUCCAUCCUUCUUUCGAGUAACAAGCGAAAGAAUAUUUGGCCUGUUGAAAUUAUGACUAAGCAAAGAUGCUUUUUACGGAGAAUAAAAUAAGAUGGUGCUUUAUGGAAGAUGUAUAGUGAAUUCAACUAAUUAGGCCACAUAGAUAAUUGAGGUCCAUAUAAUAAAUUGUAUUGCAUUUUUUUAGCUUACUGCUGUGUUUUUAUAGGAAAAAGAACGAGAACUUGGUGUGAGAAAUAUUUAUGCAAAUCGGAUGCUUAAAGGUCAACAGGACAAAGGUGGUUCAGAGUCUCCCCCCAAAGGUAGCAUAAUGGUUUUCUGCUCAUUUUUAAUGUGGAAUGUCGCUUUCAUGUGUCAAAACUGUAUUAGAAAACUCUGCAGUAUUUAUUAUUAUUUUUAAUGACUGCAAUGUCUCCCUCCCUCUGACCAGCCUAAAAGAGAUCCACUGAUGCCUCUGGCUCAGCACUUUGAUGUACUGCUCACUAAAAGAGUGGGUGGUAUCACUGGUGAAAUCAAACAGAAAGCCCCAAAGGGUGGUGUUCCGGUGAGUGGAAGGGGCUGAGCUGCGCUGGGAUCCACCAGAUUCUGAGUCAGCUCCACUGCCAGCACAUGAUGGCACUGGGCCAAUCUAGACCCACUCACUAUGCCAGUCCCUGGCUGGUAUAGUGUACAGGAGGUUUUUAUCUCCCCUGCUUCCCACUUUCUACCCUGGCUGGUGUGAGCAGUAGCACCUAUGCUGCACAAAGACUGCUGUUGUCCAGCCAGGGUUAGGGAUUGCUCUGCCAUCAGCAACUUACUGAACUGAGGUUUCAGCAACAAGUUCUAAAUAUCAGCAACAGUUUUGUAUUUUUAAAAAUCUCAACAUUAUUUUACAGUUUUUUCAUAACUUUAUGGCUUUGAGAAUGAUUGGGCUGGGGGUUAAUCAGAAGUAAAUUGGCUAGAUUACUGUGCAAGAUUUAAAACUUUGUAUCAUUGUCAUUCCAUAAGAAAAGCCAAUCCACUCUAGGUACACAUUUCGGUACAUAGCUCCCCCUAGUCCUCAGUCUGCAAUUUCUACUGUCCUGAUUAAGUGUCUUGGGUAAGCCUACAUUUGAUAUCACACCAGCAAAAUAAGAGUGCCCAUAAUAUCAUUUCAAUUUUUGUUCAGUUGCAAGUAUUAAUAGUACAUAUUUGCAAGAUAUGUCAUUGCAUUUUCCUGUGCUCUGUAAUUUUUGUAGGGCUGAUGAAAUACCCAAAUGCAGCAUCAAAUGUUUAAUUAUAACACAACAAGCUAUAUCCAACAGCUUGGUUUACAGUUAGAAAUAUGGAGAUGGUACAGUAAAGCAGCCUGCAUAUUGACUGCAGCCCUCAUGGAACUGUCCCCUCACAUUGGGUAGGGUUAACAUUAUAGCCCCUCCUGUUGACCAGUUAAAGCUCCAUGAAUACUACUGCACAAUAUGUAUCUAGGGGUGUGUAUGUGUAUAUAUGUUUAUCUAUAGCUGUGUGUGUAUACACUUGCAAGCACACGUUUCUUUGUUUAUUUAUAGUUGCAAUCCUAUACAUACUUACCUGAGAGUAACACUCAUUGAACUGAGUAGACAUGUCUAUCAUUGUAAAGAAAGACAGCAAUCUCCUGCACAUUUUGGGGGGAGUAAGUCCAGUUAUGGUGCCCACUUAUGCACUGCUCCACCACAAGAGUAUAUGCACCAAACACAAAAGAGAGAAAAGGUGCACAUUUGUAUGUGCUAAUUUAUAUUCAUAGGUGCAAAUUUAAAAACCAAUAUAGUAGUAGUAAUAAUAAUAAUAAUAAUUUAUUAUUUAUUAUUUAUACCCCGCCCAUCUGGCUGGGUUUCCCCAGCCACUCUGGACUGCUUCCAACAAAAUAUUAAAAUACAGUAGUCUGUCAAACAUUAAAAGCCUCCCUAAACAGGGCUGCCUUCAGAUGUCUUCUAAAAACUAUUAUAUGUAAACUAUUAUAGUAUGUAAACUACUAUAGUUUACAUUUUACAGAAGGCAAACCAAAUGAUUUACCAUUCAAAUCACUUCGAAUAAACUCUUAUGCUAAUGGGCAUCCCCACUCCUGAUCACCCACACCAUUUCUUCAAUUAAUUCAACUCAUCAAUUGCCACAUAAUUAAUUAGCCUUAGUUAGUUCAACUAAAUAAAAAAUAAAUUGGUGUGAUUCCCUGUGAGAUAAAAUGGCAAGUGGGUGGUCUUUUCAUUCUUCCUUUUUGUACUUAAUUAAGCCAAAGGCCGCUGUUCCACCAUAUGAACUUAAAUCCCAACCGUGGGGGAACAAUGUCAUUUCUGUUUCCUUUCAAUGGACAUCAGAAAAAGAAAUGGCUAUCUCUAUGUAGCAGAAGCUAUUUCCCAGCCAGGGAAAUGGCAUUUGAGGUUUCAGUUGGUGGGGCAGCAGCAAGGUGGCAGAACAGCUCAGCUGCUGGCCUGCUUUUUGCUUAAUUAAGUAAAGAAAAAAAAUGGGGCCAGAUAGCGAAGACCACCCACUGGCGAAUUCAGCUCAUCUUGUAUGUCCAGUACUGGACUAAGGCAGAGGACCUUGAAGUACCAACCUCUCUGAGGACAUCUGAGAUGAAACUAGCUUUGCUUGUGUGUGCAGCUCAAAGGUGGGUUUCUCAGUAAGCCACGAAACAAAAAGUAACACCUUACUCUAGCUUUUUCAAACAACUUGGACUGCUUAACGUAUGCCACACCAAAUGAGUCCUUAAAAAAUGGGAAGGAGGGACUCCAGCUUUAUGGAAGAGGAACUACUUUGCAUGUAGAAUCUCCAACAUCCCUAAGUAGUACUGAGAAUGCACUGUCUAAAAUCCUGAAGAGUCACUGCCAGUUGGUGGAGAGAGUCCAAGCAAUUGCAAUUCCUGUAGCACCAUUGCAAUGACCCAAACAUCCAGUCCAAGUUGGUAGGCUAGGGGCAGCAUUUUGCACUGUAGCUUCCAGGCAGUCAUAUCUAUAACAUGUUAUAGUACCUGAUCCUGGAUGUUACCAGAACACAGAUUACCAUGGCCAGGCUCUCUCUACAACCUCAACUGAUGAAAGGUGCUUCAUUCCAUAGAGGCUGUGUAGGCCUCCACUGACCCAACUUUUAAGGGAAAGGUAAUCCAUCAAGUAAAGGCUAAAUGCCAUCUCCCUGAAUUGAUGAAGCAUCUGCCCAUAGAACGUUUUUCUCAGGAUUGAAUUUCAGUUUAUUGUCCCAUAUUUAGCCCACCACCAAUUCCAGACAUAAGCAUUUCAUAUUCAUUUUUCAGGAGUGCAGAGGGGAUACAUCUCAAUAUUUACUUCCUCUUGUCUUUUCAUAGCUGUCAAUGUCUCCAAGUCGGUACAAGUAGAUGUGAAUCUAGAAGCAACAGCUCUUCAAAAGCACGAGGCAGAGAAAAGUUCAGUUGUUUUUUUAACAGAGGUAUGGCAGAUCUGAAUUAAUCCUUUUACAACUCUAAACCACUCUUGUUCAUGCUGUGUUGUGCCUUAUAGCUUCAUUUCUUAACAUACAUUCAGUUUCCUGAAUCAUAUCACAGUGACAUUGUGAAAAUAACAUUGUCCUCAUUGAAAUGUCCUCUGGGCUGCAUCAAUAGGAGUAUAGCAUCUAGAUCAAGGGAAGUAAUAGUGCCACUGUAUUCUGCUCUGGUCAGACCUCACCUGGAGUACUGUGUCCAGUUCUGGGCACCACAGUUCAAGAAGGACACUGACAAACUGGAACGUGUCCAGAGGAGGGCAACCAAAAUGGUCAAAGGCCUGGAAACGAUGCCUUAUGAGGAACGGCUAAGGGAGCUGGGCAUGUUUAGCCUGGAGAAGAGGAGGUUAAGGGGUGAUAUGAUAGCCAUGUUCAAAUAUAUAAAAGGAUGUCACAUAGAGGAGGGAGAAAGGUUGUUUGCUGCUGCUCCAGAGAAGCGGACACGGAGCAAUGGAUCCAAACUACAAGAAAGAAGAUUCCACCUAAACAUUAGGAAGAACUUCCUGACAGUAAGAGCUGUUCGACAGUGGAAUUUGCUGCCAAGGAGUGUGGUGGAGUCUCCUUCUUUGGAGGUCUUUAAGCAGAGGCUUGACAACCAUAUGUCAGGAGUGCUCUGAUGGUGUUUCCUGCUUGGCAGGGGGUUGGACUCGAUGGCCCUUGUGGUCUCUUCCAACUCUAUGAUUCUAUGAUUCUUUGAUUCUAUGAAAUAGGUUUACUUCAUCAUUGAGGUGACUCCAGCUUGCAUGAAACAUUGAGCCAAAUGCUGGCUAGCGCAAACAAGCAAAUAUGCUGGUUCCUAAAGUACGGACCAUGGUGGCAGCUGCACUCUUCCUAAGCCCUGUGUGGCUGUCAUGACCUGUGGCUUGUCUUUGUCUUAUGAUGGAACCUUGGUUCAUGGUUUGUCUUGCUCCAAAUAAGCCAUGAGCUAUAGGCUUCUUACUGGCUUGCCACUCAUAGUUUUUCAGGGCUAAUGCAUUACUUGAGUUAGUGUUAUGUGCAAAGCAUGUGAACCGCCCUGAGACCUGUGGGUAUAGGGUGGUAUAUAAAUUUAUUGAAUAAUAAAAUAAUAAUGAGAAGAGGGACUCACUUUUCAGUAAACACGCUGAGGAUUGUUGUGUUAGCUUGGGUAAACAAGUCCAACUGUUAUAAUUAAGGGCUAGAUAAGACAUAUUCACAAGGAACCUAAUGUUGUAUUAUUUGCUCUUGGCACAGUUGUAUGAACACCCAGUGAAAAAAUCUGUGCAAGUGCCUCCACCAUAUAUUAGAGUAUGACUGCAGCAUCCUCUGCUUUGAAGAGGAUAUUGAGAUAGUAAUUACAUUUUAGCAACGGGAUAGUGAAGGGAAAAGGGGCUGUGAACUUAAAUUGCCUUGCAGAGUUUUUCUUCACCACUCCUAUGCUUGAUAAGGACAUGAAAGAGAAACUGUGGAUUUCUCAUUGCAUAUCAGUUUUUGUCCAGUUCCUGGAUAAGAGCAGGAAAUGACAGACAUGCUUGCACUGCACACUUUUCAUGGGUUGCACCACUAUGUUGGGAGAUUCAGGACAGGGGGAAAGUACUUCUUCACAUGGUGCAUAGCAGUGAUGGACAACAGCUAAGAUGACUUUAAAAGGGUUUUAGGCAGAUUCAUGGAGGACAAGGCCAUCAAUGGCCUAGUCUUGAUGGCUACGUUUCCUCCAGUAUUGAAGGCCUAUAUCCCUGGGUACCAGUCGCUGAGGAUCUUGAGCAGGGGAGUGCUAUUGUGAUCAUGUUCUACUUGUGAGGCAUUGCCAUCUGUGUAAGCAGAAUGCUGACAUAAACCUUUGGUCUGAUCCAGGUGGCAUCUUAAGUUCAUACAACAGGACUUGUGAGGAAAGCAAAAAACCCUCCUUGCCACUUUGUUUCUGUGAUUUAUGGUCAGAAAAUCACAGGGGACAAGUCCUUGUUUUAUUUAACAGACAUUUUUCUACUCUGAAUGAGCCUCUUGGGCUUGCUGAUUAGAAGAUUGGCGGUUCGAAUCCCCGCGACGGGGUAAGCUCCCAUUGCUGUCCCAGCUCCUGCCAACCUAGCAGUUUGAAAGCAUGCCAGUGUGAGUAAAUAGGUACCGCUGUAGCAGGAAGGAAAAGGAUGUUUCCAUGCAUUCUGGCACUCAUCAUGAUCCUCCAUGCCCCAGUAGCGGUUUACUUAUGCUGGCCACAUGACCCAGAAAGCUGUCUGUGGACAAACGCCGGCUCCCUCGGCCCUGAAAGCGAGAUGAGCGCUGCAACCCCAUAGUCGCCUUUGACUGGACUUAACUGUCCAGGGGUCCUUUACCUUUAUCUUCCUGUGUUGUGGACUUUAGUGUGUUGGGACUCAUGUGAUCCCACUCAUUUUAGACCAUCUCCAAACAAAGUAUGAGGCUGAAGCCAGCGUAUGCUUAAGCCUAUGUUAAUUUGCUGGGAGUUCAGAUAGAUUCUGUCUACUUUAUGGAGGCAAAUUAGGUCAUGGAUUGAGAACUGAAAUCUAUCCAUCACUUGCUGCUAUUCAAAGACAUUAGAAAGCUACAAAGUGCAAAUCAAACUGACAUAUAUGUGUUUUUCUUUCUAUUAUUUCUUUAGGAGUUGACAACCAAAGAUAUUAAUUGCAAAGACAAACUAUGUGAUGUGGAUAAAGAGAUGGAAUCAAAAACAGAAGUUCAUCAAAAUCAAAAAUUAACAAUGCAACAGAUUUCGAAUAUAGCAUGCACAGGUAUCUUAACAGUAUUUCGAAUCUGAUGUGUCUACAGAUUUAGCAAAUCUUUCAGCAGCAGUAAAGUCUUUUUUCAGCCCAAAGGGCAGAUUAUUUUAGUGUAAUACUCUUGAGCCAGGCUGGAUGGGGCCAGACCCAAAAGGAACAGUACCAGACAGGCAGUCACUCAUUUAACAUAUAAACACAAUCAUACACACUGCCCCUUCUGUCCUCUGCUCAACCUACCUCUUCUCAGCUGACACAUGGAAUUCAGCUAAGCAGUGGGUGGGGAAUUCCCAGAAGCUGAUUUGCUAAGGGUGCUGAUUCUGUGUUUAAGGUCAUUUGUAGCUACUAAAUCUGUUUUAAUGUUUUAGUGUUUUAAUUUCUGUCUGAAUAUAAAAAUUAUGAUAUAAAAAUAUUGACUGACUUCUAAGAAUUUUUACUGUUGAAAUAAUAAUAUUCUUUUGUAGAGUUAUUAGGGGAAGAGAUAUGUCCAAAUACAGAAAAACUUUUCAGAUGUGAAAACCUAGAAAGACAGAAAAACAGGAGAGAAAGACAAAGGCUCAACUUGUUGAAAGAAGAGUUUGAGAAAUUAAGGACAGACCAAGCAUUGGAGUCCACACAUGACAUCCAACAAAAAAUGAAUAACCAGGAAGAAGUUGCAACUGAAAAACAAGAAAAUGAGCCAAAACAAGUGAGCUGUGAUAAGAUGGAAACAGUAACACAAAGAUACAAAACACCAUCCACAUUAAAGAAACAGUAUGUAUUUUCAGAAGCUGUUGAAAAUUUGCAUCAAGGAUACCCUUCAACAGGUCCACUGUCCAACACGAGCACCACCUGCAGUAGUAGACAAGUGAAUAGACACCAGGGUGAAAUACCUGAGUUAAAGGCAGAAAAUUCAAGCAGUGCCUAUGAACCGUCAUUUGGUAAGGUUACCAAAACAAGGCAAAAGGACACCAUGUCGACGCUUGGCAAAGAACACAUUCCUGCAGUAUCAACAGAAAAGAAAACCACUCUUAUGGAAGAACUCUUUGGUCCAAGCUGCAUCUUAAAGGACAGUCACUCAAAACUUAAUUUAAAAGAGGCAGUUAAGGAAAAAAAAACUUUGAUGAGUGAAAAGUCUUAUGAGAUUUCACAAGUCAAUGAUGGCUUGCAGUGUGGCGAUUCCAAACAAGCCCAUAUAAAGGUUUUCCAUACAUUUGCCUUCCUGGAAAACUUUAAAUAAUUACUGCCAUAAUUUAACAAUAUUUUCAGCUUAAAACACACACAGUAUAUGAAAAUAAUUCAUUAACUGCUGCAGACUGGGUCCCCCCCCCCAGAGAAAGUUUCAUUUACCAUAAGUAGUAGACAUUUUAUAUUCCAUUGCAGGAAAACAUGCAUGCAAGUUAUCAGUUUAUAUUUAACAAUGAAAUCAUCAUAUUGCAGUGCAUUUUUAAAAAUUAAAAUGAAGCACAAUGACAGGUCUAUUACUAGAGCUCUAAAUAAGAAUACAUUGGAAAGAAUUGCAUUGAAUAGGCAUUGGUGGUAAAGCUUAUUGGGGAAAAAGACAGUUAAUGCGUAUUUACAAUAGAAAAAUGAGGCACUGCAUAACUUUUCUCACUUAUUCCAUUCCACAAAGCCUCUUAAAUGAAUGCAGUGAUUCAAAUUAUCUACAUGGUCCCAGUUAGGAAAGUGAAUACUUAGAUGAAGUGGCCUUCAAAUGGGGUGCUUUUGACCCAGCCAUGUUGAUUUGUGUAAUCUGAUAUAGACAUAAUGGGUGCAAGUUAUGGGGCUGUUGCCAGAAAGAAGAAUGACAGUAAGGCCUAUUUUAUUAACUCUCAAAUUUGGCCAUCUUCAGACUACACAGACUAAUUCAUCUGUCUAUACAAAUUUCUCACUGCAGGAAGAUAUGUUGGUUACAGUAAUUUCUAUGGUUAUAAUUGGAUAUCCAUAUUGUUUUUUACUAUUGUAACUGAACCCCAAAUAUGGAAAACAGGUAACAUUCGAAACAGCCAUUAAAAGCUCUUCCUCUAAUCAAACAUUCUUGGUAAUUUAAAUAUUAAAUAUUGUGCUACCCAC